Messenger RNA from Aphis gossypii (cotton aphid), 1344 nucleotides. RefSeq lists its product as uncharacterized. The record is from RefSeq and is a predicted model, not a curated record. The transcript has 4 exons. The annotation marks the transcript as partial. Lineage: Eukaryota; Metazoa; Arthropoda; Insecta; Hemiptera; Aphididae.
AUGGCAUUACUUUUAAGUGAUAUUUUUUCCUAUGCUAAAUGCUCAGUCAACUCAAAAAAUGCAAUUGAGGGUGAACAAGUUUUAAAUUCGAAACAAAUUGUGCUUUGUGGAAAAUUAGUGAAGGAACAAAUAAUCACUAUAAAAGCACUAAUUAUUCAAACAUCUCAUAUUCGAGAAAUGCCACACGAAGUGAGUGGUAAUUUUAAAUCAGGUGUUCAAUUAGAAAUAAUUCAAGUAAAAUGUACUUGUGCAGCUGGGGCAUCAGAAUGUUGUAAAUAUGUUGUAGCAAUACUUUUAUAUUUAAAUAGAACUCCAAUAUCUGAUAUUGAUACAUUAUCAUCGACCGAUGUUAGAUGUGAGUGGUCACGUUUAAAGGAACCAUCUUUACAACAAUAUUCUCCUGUUCCCAUUAAACAAUUUUGUUGUUGCAAACCAAUAAUUGUUCCAACCUGUAAUAGAGAACUAUCAGGUGAAGACAUUAGAUCAGCUUUUGUUUUUGCUUCGCCACUUUCAGCUUUAGCUUUACAUACUAAAGGUAGAAAUUUAAUUUGUACUGAAGAAGGGAGAUUAAAGAACAUUGAUGCUGAUUCUAAUAUUGAAAUUGUUUUGACACCUAAUAGUUUGCUGGAUAUUGUUCAUAAUUUUUCUGUAAAUGAACUUAAAAAUUGCUGUUUAGCUAGAUAUUCCAAAUUAUUAGAUAAGCCUACAGAGUAUAUAAGAAAUAAGUCUCUUAAAGAUAAAGUCUAUUGGAAAGCUGUAAGACAGUUUAGGAUUACAGGUAGCCGGUGUUAUUCACUAUACACCUAUAAUAAAUCUCAAAAAACUGAAAAACAGUGGGCACUUAAGGCUAGUAGAUAUUUUUGGCCAAAAACAUUUACCAAUAAGUUUGUAAAGCAUGGCAUUGAGUUUGAAAGUAUAGCAAGACAAUUUUAUUCAAAAACUAAUAACAUAAAAGUUUAUGAAUGUGGAUUUAUUACCCAUUCAAUAACACCUUGGUUAGGGUACUCACCUGAUGGUGUAAUUUUAGAUGCAAACAAUAAUCCUAUAAAACUAAUUGAAAUAAAAUGUCCUUUUAAAGGAUCAUAUCAGAGUCAAUUAGAUAUGCUUAGUGACCUAUCUUACAUAAUAAAAAAACCUAAUGGUAAACUGGACUUAAAACAAAAUCAUGCAUAUUAUGCACAAAUACAGCUUGGGCUUGUAAUGCUAAAUGUAACACAUUGUGAUUUUAUAAUUUAUAGUAGCUUUGAUAACAACUAUCAUGUUAUUCCUAUAGAUAUUAAUUAUGACUACUGCAAACGUAUGCUUUUAAGUUUAAAAAGUGUUUAUUUUGACAAAUUAUUGCAU